Molecule: messenger RNA, 3660 nt
Organism: Paecilomyces variotii
Lineage: Eukaryota; Fungi; Ascomycota; Eurotiomycetes; Eurotiales; Thermoascaceae
Product: putative SNF2 family helicase/ATPase
Exons: 5
Coding region: 193-3576 (1127 amino acids)
Biological process (GO): nucleosome organization; regulation of transcription by RNA polymerase II
Cellular component (GO): chromatin; nucleus
Molecular function (GO): histone binding; ATP-dependent chromatin remodeler activity; DNA binding
Source: RefSeq, a predicted model, not a curated record
CCCCAUUCUACUUGCCAUGCUUCCCUACUGCCGUUGAGAAUCCUAGAGAAGAACGCCCCCCCCCCCCGCAGACCUCUGCGGUGUUUCCAUCUCUAUCUCUGGUCAAUUCCUCAGCUCAAGCAUCUAAGCAAGCAAGCAUCCCUUGAAUCUUGAUACUAUAAACAGUCGCACUCCGGUGCGCUCGAAGCAGAGAUGGCACCCGCGCGCUCCUCCAUCCCCGACUCGGAUCCCACGUCUCAGGCAGACACUCCGAUGAGCGACGCGAAUGAGGAGGCAGUUACUUCCAUUCCCGUUGAUAAGCCUGACGCGAACAUGACGGAUUACCAGGAUACUCCGGAUUAUACGGAUUCGGAUACCAACCCGAAUACAACGGCUAGCAGUAUUGCAGGCGAUGUGGCCCCCUUGGAUGGCCGGAAGAAAAGAUCGGAAGCUUUCCAGCUGCGCAAGAGUGUGCUGGGCAAGAAGCACGGCCGUCUGGACGAGUCAAAGGAAGAUGACUCGAUUCGAAGAUUCCGCUAUCUACUCGGUUUGACGGACCUGUUCCGUCACUUUAUCGAAACGAACCCCAAUCCCCGAAUCAAGGAGAUCAUGGCCGAGAUUGACCGGCAAAAUGAGGAGGAAGAGGCCAAUGCCAAGAAAGUGUCUUCGCGCAAGGGCGGUGCUGGAAACGAGAGGCGCCGUAGGACAGAACAGGAGGAGGAUGCAGAGCUAUUGCGAGACGAAAAAUCAGGCGGUCAGACGAAUACGGUCUUCCGAGAGUCGCCCGCUUUCAUCCACGGUGAAAUGCGUGACUACCAGAUCGCAGGUCUGAACUGGCUAGUAUCGCUCCACGAGAAUGGAAUUUCCGGUAUUCUGGCAGACGAGAUGGGUCUCGGGAAGACGUUGCAGACCAUUUCUUUCAUCGGGUACCUGCGCCAUAUCUGUGGCAUUACGGGCCCCCAUUUGGUGGCUGUCCCCAAAUCUACCCUCGACAACUGGAAGCGGGAGUUCCAGAAAUGGACACCAGAGGUCAACGUCCUGGUCCUUCAGGGUGACAAGGAGGAACGCCAGCGCUUGAUCACUGAACGCCUUGUCGAUGAGAAAUUCGACGUCUGCAUCACCAGUUACGAGAUGAUCCUCAGGGAGAAAUCGCAUCUGAAGAAGUUCGCUUGGGAGUACAUCAUCAUUGACGAGGCCCAUCGUAUCAAGAACGAAGAAUCGUCCCUGUCUCAGAUCAUUCGAGUCUUCAACUCUCGCAAUCGUCUGCUGAUUACCGGAACCCCGUUACAAAACAACCUCCAUGAGCUCUGGGCUCUCCUCAACUUCCUCCUGCCCGAUGUCUUUGGUGAUUCUGAGGCCUUCGAUCAAUGGUUCUCCAGCCAAGAUGCCGACCAAGAUACCGUUGUCCAGCAGUUACACCGCGUCUUGCGACCGUUCCUUCUCCGUCGUGUCAAGAGCGAUGUCGAGAAGAGUUUGUUACCCAAGAAGGAAAUCAAUGUGUAUGUGGGAAUGUCUGAAAUGCAGGUCAAAUGGUACCAGAAGAUCCUGGAAAAGGAUAUCGAUGCUGUCAACGGCGCUGCUGGCAAGCGCGAAUCGAAGACUCGCCUGCUGAACAUCGUCAUGCAGCUCCGCAAGUGCUGCAACCACCCGUACCUGUUCGAGGGAGCUGAACCCGGUCCUCCUUACACGACAGAUGAGCAUCUUGUCUACAACGCAGGCAAGAUGGUUAUCCUGGACAAGAUCUUGACUCGUAUGAAGAAGCAGGGAAGCCGUGUCCUCAUCUUCUCACAGAUGAGCCGAGUUUUGGACAUCCUGGAGGAUUACUGUGUCUUCCGAGACCACCAGUACUGCAGAAUCGAUGGUACAACUGCUCACGAGGAUCGUAUUGCUGCUAUCGACGAGUACAACAAGCCGAAUUCGGAGAAGUUCAUCUUCCUUCUCACCACCAGAGCAGGUGGCCUUGGAAUCAACCUCACGACUGCGGAUAUCGUUGUUCUGUAUGAUAGCGACUGGAAUCCUCAGGCAGAUCUUCAAGCUAUGGACCGUGCGCAUCGUAUCGGACAGACAAAGCAGGUGGUCGUCUUCCGGUUUGUUACGGAGAAUGCCAUUGAAGAGAAGGUGCUGGAGCGUGCUGCUCAAAAGCUACGGUUGGAUCAGCUUGUCAUCCAACAGGGUCGGGCUCAACAGCAAGUCAAGAACGCUGCGUCGAAGGAUGAAUUGCUUGGCAUGAUCCAGCAUGGUGCUGCCAGUGUCUUCCAGACUAAGGGUGGCACGGGAGCGCUGGCCGCCGGCAAUGAUGUUAGUGAGGAUAUUCUGGAUGAGAUCCUCAAGAAGGGCGAGGAGCGUACUGCCGAGCUCAACAAGAAAUAUGAAAAGCUUGGUAUCGAUGAACUCCAAAAAUUCACUACCGACAAUGCGUACGAAUGGAAUGGGCAGGAUUUCACCGAGCGCAAGAAAGAGAACAUCAGCCUCAACUGGAUCGAGCCUGCCAAGCGCGAGCGCAAGGAGCAGUUUUAUUCCAUUGACAAGUACUACAGACAGGCUUUGUCUACUGGUGGCAGAACUGCUGAUCCCAAGCCCAAGGUUCCUCGGGCUCCUAAGCAGAUUGCCAUCCAUGACUGGCAGUUCUUCCCGCCAGGUCUGCAAGAGCUACAGGAGAAGGAGACGGCGUACUUCCAUAAGGAGAUUGGUUACAAAGCCGUCCUCCCCGAUGGACCGGAAGAGGAACUGAGCGAACGCGAAGCCGAGCGUGACUUGGAACAGCAGGAAAUCGACAAUGCUGUGCCACUGACGGAAGAAGAGCAGGCAGAGAAGGCUCGCAUGUCUGAGGAAGGUUUCGCCAACUGGAACCGUCGAGACUUCCAGCAAUUCAUCAACGGUUCCGCCAAAUUUGGCCGGACUGACUACGAAGGUAUUGCUACGGAGGUCGACAGCAAAACGCCGGAAGAGGUGAAGGAGUAUGCCAAGGUCUUCUGGAAGCGAUACACGGAGAUCCAGGACUAUCCCAAGUACCUGCGUGUGAUCGAGCAGGGAGAGGAGAAGAUGCGAAAGAUGAACCAUCAGCGCAAGAUGCUCCGCAAGAAGAUGGAAAUGUAUCGCGUCCCUCUGCAGCAGCUUAAGAUCAACUACACUGUCUCCACGACCAACAAGAAAGUCUACACUGAAGAGGAAGACCGCUUCCUGCUGGUCAUGCUGGACCGCUACGGCGUGGAUGGCGAGGGCCUUUACGAGAAGAUCCGGGACGAGAUCCGAGAGAGCCCUCUGUUCCGCUUCGACUGGUUCUUCCUCAGCCGUACUCCGGUUGAGAUCGGCCGACGUUGCACGACGCUCCUGAACACGAUCGCUCGUGAGUUUGAAGGACCGGAUGGCAAGAGUAACGGCGAGGGCGGCAAAGGCCGCGGCCGUGACCGCGACGAGGAGGAUGAAAACGAGGAAGAGGAGGCGCCGGCGAAGAAGAAGAGCAAGAACGGAGUCGUGGUAAGCAACAAGCAAGUCAAGGCCGUCAAGGGUGGCAGCAAAAACACCUCGACCGCGACCUCCAGAGCCGGCAGCGUCUCCUCAACGACCGCAUCCAAGUCGAAGGGCAAAAAGAAAUAAUAGAAGACUCUCCUUUCAGUUUUCCCAAGAGCCCCGAAGCACCCUGGUCGUGUGUGUUCUAUACUCUAGUUUAUUGGUUGGGUA